Exophiala spinifera is the source of this 2058-nucleotide messenger RNA. RefSeq lists its product as uncharacterized. Gene Ontology annotation, biological process: regulation of transcription by RNA polymerase II; DNA-templated transcription. Gene Ontology annotation, cellular component: chromatin. The record is from RefSeq and is a predicted model, not a curated record. The coding region runs from base 1 to 2058 and encodes 685 amino acids. NCBI's taxonomy places the organism in Eukaryota, Fungi, Ascomycota, Eurotiomycetes, Chaetothyriales, Herpotrichiellaceae. The transcript has 5 exons. Gene Ontology annotation, molecular function: RNA polymerase II cis-regulatory region sequence-specific DNA binding; DNA-binding transcription factor activity, RNA polymerase II-specific; zinc ion binding.
AUGUCGGAUGAGGAUGAUGGCCAAACGCAUGAUGCCAUGUCGACCAUCUCGGACAGAUCUUCUAAGACCUUGUCCACGAUUUCUCCGAACUCCCAAACCCUCCAAGAUGCUUUUUCUAUCGAGCAGAGGACAGCCAGAAUAUGGCAAUUUGGCAACCUGGAAGCAUUGAACCUCUACCAGAUAUCCAGGCGGGAUAACGAACACGCGCUGAUAUCUUCGGAUCACGAAGAUACUGCGGCAGAGCGUCUAGAUGAUUCGCUUACGAUUACGACCAAUGGCGCGCUUCAUACUAACAAGACAAAUGAGCUCGACAUGUUCGAGCAGAAUGAAGAAAGCCAUGGUAUUUUUUUCACCACGGACCCUACGCAAACUUUAGGUUCACAAGCGUCGGAAUGUCUGAGCCCCAGCCUGAUAAACUCACCCAUCAACACGAACAUAAAUAUAGACGAGUUUACGACACUGGCGGAGCAUUUGGAUAUAAUCAAAUGCAUCUUGACGAACUCCAACAUUGACCUUUAUUUCAAGCACUGGCAUGCCAGAUGGCCACUGCUGCACGCACCUUCUCAAGGCAGUGAGGACGUACCGCUGGGAUUACAGUGUUCGAUGGCAUUAUUGGGAUCAAUGUUGAAAAACGGCGGUCACGUUUCCGACGAAGCUAAACAACUGCAUGAUUGUCUCUGGAAUGAUCUAAUGCAAAAGAUACCAUUGUGUAUGACCGGAAAGUCCUGCUUACCGCUCUAUCAACAAGCUAUCCUUAACAUUCUUCUUGCGAUGCUCAUUGGAGAAACCCCUCUGCUCAGGAACGCCUACCUUCUUCUAAACACACUUGUUUCUACGCUCCGCCUCAAUGGAUCCUUUUCGUUUGCAAACAUCGUCGCGCGAUACAGUGACAUAGCUCCAUCAAGAAAGAAUUGGAUCCAGAGAGGACUUGUCGUCCAACUCAUAUACAGUUGCUUCCGACUUGGAUGUCACCUCAGCUUGAUUCUGGACCUGCCACCGUUACUCAGAUUUGAGGAGAUUAACGUGCCAUUUCCCCCGACUAACGCUGCUUGGGAUGCGCCCGACUCGGAUUGGGUUUCAGCCCUUGCCAACGAACCACCUCAUCGCGCCCAUGGGCCUUUCAAUUUCUUGUGUUCACUUGCAAUGUCUCGCCUGACGGCGGUCGAUCGGCUGAAGUUACCGGGCUUCUUUACGCCUCAGGAUUUCGAACUUGGCAUGUGCGGAAUGCAGUCACGGCUGUGGGAAGAGACCCAAUGUCAGAACAUCAGCGCGAAACUCGCCUUGGCGCACACAAAGUACGAAAUCGACGAGGCCGAUGAGCAAGCUUCGGGGUAUAACCAGAGCUGGCCUGUGCUGAUGGGAAUCUGGCGCGUCACCAUGGAGCAGUUUAGGCAGGCCGGCUUCCACCGUUCAAGCCCCGAAUGUGAGAAGGAAGCCUACAUCAGCGGCAUGACACUCCACCAUGCCGGUUUGAUCCGCGUCUAUUCCGACCUUCCCCUGAUCCGACAACUUGUUCAGGGUCUUUGUGACGGCAGUUCUCCAGCUCAAGCUCAAUACAUUCGGCAAUUGGAAGUCCAGGUGCAACAAUGGGCCAGAUCCCACGGGGUGAAAGAAGCAUUGUGGCACGCAGCACAGAUUGUAUUACUUCUUGACAAGGAGAUACAGGGUACAGACUCCUCGGAACCAUCUACCAUCAGCUUCGUGGCGACAGAAUGUUUGUUCAGAGCCGCUCUGGCCAUCUGGGCAUACUCCCGGUCGAACAUGAUCUGCGACUUGUGUGGACCGGCGGCCGCGGUACCCCAAGACCUGCAUGGCCGACCUUACUCGACGCGCGAUCGGGAACAGUUUGAGCUCACGACGUUGAGUGACAACUCGAAACGGUACGAAUCGUGGUUGAGAAGGGGAGGUCGGUCAUCGAUUGAAGGUGUACUUGUCUGCUCUUGCAACAUGCCUCGUUUGGUGAACAGGUGCUGUGACCUUCUUUCCAAAUGUGCCGUGAUCCCAGGCGGGUGCGACAGAUAUGUCAAUGUACUGAAGAUUUUGGUUCUUCACCCCUAG